This is a messenger RNA of Myxocyprinus asiaticus (Chinese sucker), 8073 nucleotides long. Its product is annotated as retinoic acid-induced protein 1-like. The transcript has 5 exons. The coding region runs from base 86 to 6013 and encodes 1975 amino acids. Gene Ontology annotation, cellular component: nucleus. NCBI's taxonomy places the organism in Eukaryota, Metazoa, Chordata, Actinopteri, Cypriniformes, Catostomidae. The record is from RefSeq and is a predicted model, not a curated record. Gene Ontology annotation, biological process: circadian regulation of gene expression; regulation of transcription by RNA polymerase II.
AAUAUCUGCCAUUUUCCGCGUUGCAGGAGGCUGCAGAACCAGGAUCCAGGCUUAGGCACCACCGCAGAGCCCCCUAGCUGGAGUCAUGCAGUCCUUCAGAGAACGUAGUGGUUUCCAUGGCAACCAGCACUGCUACCAGCAGGAACCCCAAGAAUUAUUGCGCCUUGAGAGUUAUAGACAUCAUCACAGCCAGUCCAGACAAGGCUAUGAGGCGCACUCUCUAGCUGCUGCGGGGAUGUCAACAGCGGGAGCAGGUUCUAAAGACUGUUAUGGCCAGCAGACCUAUCCUGUCUACAGCAGCCCCAAUGCUACUCAGACUAAAAAACCUUACAGAGGAGCUAAAACUCCAAGCCAGCUCCUGCAGGCUGGCUACAGUAAUCACAUUGGCCCUGGAUAUUCAGCCCAGUAUAUGAGUGAAGGUCACUUGCAGCAAAAAUGGGAUGAGUCAGCUCAGAUGACCCAGUUUGAGCAGGACAUGGUGGGACGGCUGGAGUCGGGGGUCAGUGGGUCAUCCCAGUACCUAGAGCAGAACAUGCUAGCUAUCUCUCAGAGCCAGUGUCAUAUUUCCACUCAGUCCUCUGCCCCUGCAUAUACAAGCCCCCAUCAACAGUGCCCUCCCCCAAAUCCUGCACAGUCUCCUUUAAUGUAUCCCCAGGGCCACUUACAUUUCCCCCAGCACUCUCAACCAACUUCCUCCUCCUCUUCAUCUUUGUAUAUGGAGAAAUGUAAUCCAAUUCCCCAUGGCUACAAGGGCUAUGGUAUUCCACCUAAUGCCCAGUAUGGAAGACAACUCAGUAAUCACAGCAGUCUAAAGCAGAGUGGAUACAGACCACAGAAUAAUUAUGGUUACCAGCAAAAUCCCUCCAGAUCUGGAUUUGAACAGGGCUCCAUGCAAGGGAUGUCUGGUACACAGGAGAACCUCCAGAAAUUUCAACACUACAAUCAGCCCCAGCAAAACUACUGCAUAACAGAUAUAUCUGUAAGGUCUCCAGAACAAUACUAUCAGACUUGCAGCCCAAGUUCAAGUCACUCACCUGCAAGGUCUGUGGGAAGAUCUCCCUCAUACAAUUCCACACCAUCCCCCUUAAUGCCAAACCCUGAUUCAUUCCAGUAUGGACAGCCCCCCAUCAACCCUGGGGCUUCCUCAUCCACAGGUUUACAAGAACAAAACAUGCUGAUGCCCCCUCAUACCCACACAUCACCGAGUGUGAACCACCAGUCCCAGAGCUAUUCUAGCUCCAUGAAAGAGCAAUUCUCUGAAAAGCUCCUGUCCAACCCAAGUUUGUGGAGCCUCAAUGCCCUGACAUCUCAGGUUGAGAAUAUCUCCAAUAAUGUCCAGCAGCUGCUACUCUCCGAGGCCCUUGUGGCAAACAAAAAGUCCAGCAAGCGAAACCAUCAGAAAAAAGAAGACUAUGGAGGCCACUUAAAGGGUAUUGAAGAUCAAUCUUGUCCUGAUAACCAACAUGGUCCUCCACCAUCUGAUGCUUACAGCAUUCCCAGGUCCAUGACAACAGAAUUGCAGGAAAGAGGAUACUCCAGCAGUACUGAGGACCAGAUGGACAGGAGCUAUUACUAUUUUGGUCAGGCCAAAGGCCAAGCACACAUGCAGACAAACUCGCGGCUUAGCCUUGAUGCAGCAUCUUCCUGCUCCUUAAACUCAGCAGAUGAUAUGUCUGUCAGGUCAGGUGACUCAGUUCGAAGUCUACAGAGUGAAGCCUCUGAAGAAAAUCUCAAUUGCAACCCCAGAGAACAGAGAGUACCUACUGGAGAGGACCCCAACAGCUCCCUCAGGUGUAUUAGAGAUGAGAGGUCUCCCAUAUGUGUAACAGCCCCAAGUCCUAUGAAACAGGAGAGUAAUUCACCACCAGAAAUAAAGCGUUCAGAAAGCACUCUAAAAGAGAACUUUGAGGAGUCAGCAUGGACUGAGAAGAUGGCUGAUGAGGAGGACAUUGCACAAAGAAAGCUGUCUGCAGAGCAUGAGUGCAAAGGAGAGGUCACUGAGAAGCCACAGAAGUGGUUGGAGGAUGAGAAAAGUCCUUCUCUUUUUCAUAAAAUAAAUAAAGCGGUAUUAGAGGAAGGCUACUCAUAUGAAACAGAAGUCUACCAAGGGCUACAAAACAAAUAUAAUUCAGAGAAAGGAGACUUAACAGACACUGACUGUUUUUCAGACCUUAAUCACAAAGGAAAUGAAGGCACAGAAAUAAGGUCUACAAAUUUCAAAUCAGAGCCACAGCCCAAUGUUGAAACUCCUGAAAAUUCAUCACCAGGUAGUUCAGGCACUGAUAUGUAUUUGCCAGAGAAAGAAGAAAACUCAAAGGGUGAAAAUUCUGUAAAGAGCAUCACAUGCACAGAGGAACCAAUGGACACCCUGGAGGAAAAACAGUCUGUCCUCUUCCAUAAUUCCACUGAGGUGAGAGAUGAAAUGGAGAGUCUUACAACCUCUGAGGAAGUCAUUGAUAAUAAAGCAAGACCACAGGAGUCCUUUGCAGAAGUAUGUAGUACAUUUGAAGAGAUGGAAAAUGUGUCCCAAAUCAACACAGAAACUGCAGAAAGCUUUGCCCAGGACAUGCCACACAAAGGCAGUGAAAGGAGGUCAGCAUUAUGUGACAUUGCACCUCAGCCUCACACAGCCAAGAGUGGCUUCUCAGCUCUCAAUGAGAAAACAACACCUAUGGCUCAGGCUAGAGAACAUCACAUUGAUCGCAGUGAUGCAAAGGUACUGGAGCCUGACUCUCCUCAAUUGCCAGGCAAGUCAAUACUGCACUCUGCACCAUCCUGGGCUGACACCCCACCCUCCCCCAAGAAAGGGGAUGAGGAUAUGGAACUGGGUAUAAGCUGUCCCAGCGCAGUGACUCCCUCAGCCAAACCAGACCCAUUGGCCCCAUCUGCACAUACAAGAAUGUUUGGUAAGAAGCAUGCACGGGGCAGGAGGAGACUAAUGCAUUCAAGUGUAGGGAUCAGAAGGCAGCUAAGUGUGGAAGGAGACAAAGCUCCACAUUCUGUCCAAAAUCCCAGUAUGCCCUCCAGCAAAAGCGCCCUUAUUCCUGAUCAGAUGGAAACUGCCCACCAGGAUGUUAGCAGUCAAACACCAAAACUUUUGACAGACAGUUUGCCAUCGCGGAUGUGCACUCGCUCUUGUGGUUCACAAAGCAGCCCAAAGGUUUGCCAUCAAGAGAGAAGGAAACCAGGUCCAAAGCCUGGUCCAAAGCCAGGGUUAAAACUAGGUGUGAAGCCAGGUCCAAAACCUGGUCCAAAGUCUGCUUUAAAACCAGGUCCAAAACAAGGUCUAAAACCAGGGCCAAAGCCUGUUCCAAAAUCUAGUGCAAAACCUGGUCCAAAACCAGGUCCAAAGUGUGAAGUAAUACCUAAUGUAAAACCAGCACCCAAACCAGGUUCAAAAAAUACAGGGUCCACAGAAGUUACAAAGAUUGGUCCAAAGAUUGGUUUACGGCCUUGUCCUAAAACUGAUCCAAAAUCUGGUUCUAAACCAGGCUUAAAGCCGGGGGCUUUUCUAGAAGAAAAACAUCUUCCAAAGUCAAGUCAAAUUACCACAGAGUCAAAGCCAACUGAGGGAUCAAAGUCUAAAGGCCCUGGUCGACCAAGAGGCAUUACCUCAAAGAUCAAAUCAAGAAAACAAGAUAAAAAUGUUCUGAUUACAACAGACCAUACCAAGGACACAAGCUCUACAAAUGAACUUAUUCAGAAAGAUGUGACUACAGCUUUAACUCUGGACAAAGAUGUAGGUGUUGUGAACACCUCUAUGGGUGAAACCACUUUGGAACCUACUCUAGAUAGUACUUGUGUAAAGUCUUUAGUCAAAGAUCAAAAGUCAAUGGUGCUGAGAUCACGGAAACAAACAAAGGAAAAAUUGACAGAAGAAAAACAGCAAGAGAGUGAUAAAUCAACAGAGACACUGUCAACAAGGCUCAUAGGAACACAAAUACAGGAUGUUACUGUAGACCAGUCAUGUGGGACAGAAUCAUCAAAUCUUGAAUUACCUAAACAUAAGGAUGUCUCUACAGACACUCUCCAACAACCUAAUGAAGAGAUAGUUUCCAUCAAAAGAAAAUCCAGUUUAAAGCCUUCAGACCCAAAAAAGAAAAAAAGAGGUUUGAAAACAAGUCAAACGAAGACAGAGGGGCCUCCAUUAGAAACAGUCACAGAAAUCUGCAUAGUAAAGGAAAAGCAAAACAUAGGGCAGCAUUUGCCAACAGAAUCUGUAAGCAGCAAUGUAACCACAGAUAACCCUCCUACUGAUGAAAUCACUGACAUGCCUUCUGUGCCUCCUCAGUGUCCCACUAAAACAAAAUAUUUGCCUCCUCGGAAAGGCAGGGGACUCAAAUAUGAGGCAAUGGUUCAGAAAAUCACAUCCCCAGGGUCCAAAAAGCAACCUUUAAAUAUCCAACCAGAUAUUGUGCCAGAAGAAUCAACAUCAAAACCAGCACCACAGGAACCAGAGCAAAAGGAGACAAUGAACACCCCAGAGGUGGCUCACGAGGAGGGCAAGCACACAAUGAGUACACAAGAGGUCAAAACCACAGCAGGAAUUCAAACUCCAAGGAAGAAGAGGAGAAAGUGGGCCACCGUAGAGAGCAGCAAUACACCAGAUGUAGUCCUGGAAGCUGGGAGCCUUGUUAUAAACACACCAAGGCUAGCCAAACAGAGAGCUAUUAAAAACAACCACGAGAUGCAUCUGAAGCAAAGAAAGAGGAGAAGAAAAGGCACUGAACCAGAAGAAAGCAUUUCCAUUGUGGAGCAACAGGAGCCUGUGCAGCCUGAUAUUCCACCCCCACCUCCACUGUCCUCUUCUUUACUAGAAACAGGUGAACAGAUACAGUAUGAGAAACCACCAACAGAAUUAUGCCCACCAGUGAUAAAAGCCAAAAGAGGCAGGCGACCAUCACUUAAAAAGAAACAGGAGGAAGCAUCAAGUCAAACAGUAGAUGACAAAGUAAAAGAGAAAAAAAAGCCUGAACCUAAGAAAAAGAUUCAAACAAAUCUUAAUGUACUCAAAGUUGAAGUGAAGAGAACUAAGCAGAGGAGGAAAUGCAACAAAGAUUUCCUUCCAACAGUGAAGGGAACAUUAUCAGACUUGCAUCCACCACAGAGCAAUGGCAAAUGUUCUUUCAGACCAUAUGUACACAUUGACAGCUCUUUGGAGCCAACGUCCCCUUGUACCAUCGUCAACAGGCCUGAGGAAGAGCAUCUGCUCACCCAAGCAAGAAAAAAGAGUGGCGCUAAAAUAAAAAAUCUAGUCACAGUUACCAAGGCAAUAUUAAACACCUCAGUAAUGCUCCAGGGGCCCUUAGUUAACAAAAGCCUAAUUGACAGGUGUCUAACGUGCUGCCUAUGUGGAAAGCCGUCAAAUAACAGAGAGCUUGGGGACUUGUGCGGCCCCUAUUAUCUCGAGGACUGCGUACCACGGAAAAUGCUGUCUUUAACACACAGGAAUGAUUUCAUACAAAGCAGCAACAGUGCUAAAGAGACAGAAGCCAACUGCUGCAUAGAGCACAUAGACUCACAGAGUGCAUCUGAGAAUGACGCACAUCAGGAGGGGACGAAUGAAGGAUGUAGCAGGCAUCCCAGGAGGGGGAAAAAGGCUAUUAGGGAAAAGUUAAGAACCCGCCCCACCUUGCGGAUGAGAUUCAAAAGACUGCUGCUGUUGCAGAGGAGACUUAGUGGAUCUGCUCCCCCUGCUGGUGAGGAGGAGAGUGGAACUACUCUGCAGAGAUUGCAGAUGGAGGCAGAGGCUAAAGAGCACUGGGCUCAUGAAGCUUGUACUAUCUGGACCAGAGGCAUCAUUCUGGUAGCAGGAAAACUCUAUGGGCUGAAAGAGGCUGCUCAGAGUGCUGCACAUGCAAAAUGUUCCAGGUGCCAGAGUGAGGGAGCUUCCAUCUGCUGCAGCUGGAAGAGCUGUACUCAGAUGUACCAUUAUAUCUGCGCCAAAGAGAUGGGCUGCACGUUUCAAGAAGAGACCUUCUCAAUUUGGUGUCCGGAACACAAGGCAAUGUAAUAUGCAGGCGAACGAGGACUGGUGAAUGUCACCCAUGAAGUGCAUCAAGGACGUACGUCCGCCUUCGUGCAGCAAGUCACUAUGGACAUCUGAGACAGAAACAAACUGGUACUGUAGCAAUAUUGACCUGAGACCAGACCAUCUCUCAAUCCACCCGUGAAUCCACGGUGAAAAAGGGAACGACACCUUUGUUAUGAAUGCGAAUGUGCCAUUCUUCCAUUUUUUUCUGUACUCUGGAGCGGAUGUUAUCAGUCGAGGACACCUGGUGGCAGAUUUGGAUGGCUGCCGCGAGUGCUGGAUGGCUCAGUCAUAUUCCCGCUGUCAAAUGGGAUUGAAAUUUGAAGAUGUUAUGCAUCAUACACUCACUGGAUGUAUUUCAAUGGACACUAUCAUGUUACAAAAAAUAAAUAAAAUCGUAUAUGGUGUGCUUUACAGGUCUAAAUAUUCUGAUAUCAUGAAAACAAAUCAUAUAAAUGCAUUAUUUUAAUAUACUGCUACUCAAAGUUGUAUGCUUAUUUUCAUGUGUAUUUAAAGACAAAACAGCACCAUGACAUGUCCAACAGUGUGUUAGGAGAAAAAAUAUGCUGCGUUCAUAUUAUAUGUAUGCACUGUUCAGCAUUAGCUAAUUGAAGGGUUAGUUCACCCCAAAAUUUUAAUCCUGUCUUCAUUUACUCACUCUCAUACACAGUUUUUGAAUGUACGCAUGCACAAAUGACAUUUUAGAGAUACGGCGCAAGGGAAGAUUUUCAGUGCAUAACAACUUAAAUUUAAGUCUGUUCUUCACACAUAGUUAUCGUAUGGCUUCAGAAGACUUGGAAUAUAGCGCAUGAGUCUUAUGGACUACUUUUAUGAUACUUUUAUGCUGCUUUUUUGUCAUUAUUGGAGCCCGACAUCCCCUGUCUCCAUUCACAUUCACUGUGUUUCAUUCCACGGAAGAAAGACAAAUAGGGUUUGAAUGACACAACGGUGAGUAAAUGAUGACAACAUUUUCAUUUUUGGGUGAACUUUAAGAGGUUAGGAAAGCCUCGGUUACUGAAGGAGACUGGCAAAUUUUACAUUUAUGUUCAAUUAAAUGGUGAUGCAGAAGACGACAUUAAAAACAUCAUAGUAAUUUAAUCAAAGAUGUAUAUGUGACUAACAUAUUAUAGACUUCACUCCACUGCAGUAUUACAGGUAAAAUGGCGCAUAGAGAAGACAGAACUGUCACGUAAUUAUUUGAUUCCUAAUUCUAAGUAACUGUGUAUAUAAGUAAUUGAUGAUGUUUAAAUGUAAGAUGUGAUGUACUAUUAUAAUUGUGUAUAGUAUUUCUUAGAGAUGUUUAUUUUCUAUAAAAACAAAUAUGUUAUUGCUUACUAAAGUUAUUAAACUGAUGAAUUCACAUGACUUUUUUGGAAUUGUAUUUGUCCACUGUGUCAAUAUUGCAAUGUUCCUGAUAUUUUGGAGAUGUUUUUAUUAUUUUUAUUAUUAUUAUUAUUAUUAUUAUUAUUAUAUGUAAUGCUGCAGUGAAAUAUAAUUGAUGUGUGAACAUGAACAGCUGUCUUUGGAACUGAGAUCAAAAUGACAUUUUGUUUGCUUUUCCUGCUUUUUUGUUGGAACUCAAACAAAGUAAUUCAGAGCUAUUAUCCCUGAAGAUGUCUCUGUAUCGCAGCCAGUGGUCCAAAAUUACAUCUUAACACCAUGAUUUACUCUGCUGGUGGCUCCUUUUAGUUCAAGCUCAAAAAAAGCAAUUCUGUUUCGAGUUAAAGGGUUUUUCACAAAUGUUCUGCUCAUCUGAAGCAAAUGUCCCACCUUCAAACCAGCAGGACAUACAGUAUGACAACACAUUGUAACUAAAUUGUUACCAAGUCUAGUAUUAAAGCAAUGUUCUGGUUGUAAAACAAGCUUGUAAAAACAAAACAAAAUCUGGUUUACAAUAAUGCACUUAAAAUGAAAGUCAAUGGGGCAAAGCAUUGUACAGACACGAGCUUUAAACAUUACAAGGGACACUUUUUACUACACUGAAUAUUUCUUAGGUGGUAUUCUUUUUUGAGAGUGAGUUUUUGUAUAGACACAUACCUUAA